This is a messenger RNA of Girardinichthys multiradiatus, 2301 nucleotides long. Its product is annotated as alpha-(1,3)-fucosyltransferase 7-like. Lineage: Eukaryota; Metazoa; Chordata; Actinopteri; Cyprinodontiformes; Goodeidae. Gene Ontology annotation, molecular function: alpha-(1->3)-fucosyltransferase activity. The coding region runs from base 146 to 1195 and encodes 349 amino acids. The record is from RefSeq and is a predicted model, not a curated record. Gene Ontology annotation, cellular component: membrane. The transcript has 2 exons.
AAGAGAUGAGUCAAAAAGUUACUGUGGGCAGGAUUUCCUUUACAUUUCAAGACAACUUACUCAUGGCAAGGUGCCUGAUGCCAUCUCCGAAAGUGUUUCUUGCCAGGAGCCUGUGACCUUUUGACCUGGAUCACACCCAGCAGCCAUGGAAGCAUGUGGGUCCAGACGACUGUGCCUCUUCUUCCUCCUCCUCCUCCUCUUCAGCUUCCUCUCAUCACUAAUUUAUCAGAUCUUGUUAAUCCAGACAUUCCAUAUGCAGCAGUACCUUACACCUGGUUCUCAGAGGAAUGUCAGCAUCUUGCUGUGGCACUGGCCAUUCGGGCAUUCUUACAGUCUCAGUGGGGACAAAUGUCUUGAAAUGACUGGUAUCAGCAACUGUUCCCUCACUGAUGACAGGUCUACCUACCUAACUGCAGAUGUGGUUGUGUUCCACCACUAUGAGUUGAGCAACCGUGCGUCGGCUCUCCUCUUGCAUCUGCCUCGCCCAACAGCUCAGCGCUGGGUGUGGCUGUCCAUGGAGCCUCCAAUCAACAAUGCCAACGUCAAGCAGUUCAAUGGUGUCUUUAACUGGACGAUGAGCUACAGGCAUGAUGCAGAUAUACCUAUUCCUUAUGGAAAAACCCUUCCAGGAGCUGGAAAACAAGGUUUCCAACGUUUUUCAGACCGUUCCUGCUUUGCCAGCUGGGUGGUCAGCAAAUACAAGCCCAACCAGACUCGCAAUGACGUUUACCAAAGUCUGAAAAAGUACAUCCCCAUCCAGGUAUAUGGAGCGUGGAACAAGAAGCCACUCCCAGACGAUAGGUUGCUGCCCACCAUCUCAAACUGCCUAUUUUACCUGUCUUUUGAAAACUCAGAGGCAAAAGACUAUAUCAGUGAGAAGAUGUGGAGGAAUGCGUUUCAAGCAGGGGCUGUUCCAGUGGUUCUUGGCCCUCGUAGGGCCACCUAUGAGGCUGUGGCUCCUCCACAUUCCUUCAUCCAUGUGGCUGAUUUUAAAAGUGUAGCAGAACUAGCUGCUUACCUGUAUGAAGUGGCUGCAGACAAGCAAGCCUAUGAGGAGUAUUUCAAGUGGCACCAGACUCACAGGAUUAAAACCUACACUGACUGGAGAGAACGGCUCUGUCAGAUCUGCCUUAAGUACCCCAGUUUACCCUCCAAAAACGUCUACCAGGAUCUGGAGGGCUGGGUAAACAGCUGACAUUCCUCAAACUUCUGGCUGAAAAUGUGCAAAGAUUAUGUAAAGAUACAUGUUUACAUAGGCUGCAAAGCUGAACUUCCUUGGUCAGCCUCACAGACCUGGUAAACAGUACAGAGCUAAAACAGAUCUCAGUGGUUGACUGAGUAAGUUAUGUAAAAAUCCAGAACAAAGAAGCUGUUUAAAGACACAGGUUUCCUUUAACUGAAUUAGUUGAGCAGAUAAAUCAUUGAAAUCUCUUUUUAAAUUAUUAUAUCCAAACCUGAUCUAGCAGAUGAAAACUGUGAUCCUAUCUCAAUAUGGCUGAAGCUAAAUGUGCACCACCUUAAUUUUUAAUUCAUUCUAAAACCGUAAAGAGAAAAAGAUGAAAUUGGUCCGAGGGACCAUUCAGUUAUGGUCUCUGUGCCAGCACAUAUCAUCAUAAGAAAUUUAUUUAGUAUUAUGUCUUCAGUACAGGGCCAUAACCAGGACCAGAACCAGUUCUACAGGGACAUUGGCCCCUGUUGGCCCCUCUCUAGAACCGCCCAUGCUGGACAACCAGAAACUUUUUAAGCUUUAAGAAACUAAACCACACCAUUCAACUUCACCAAACAUCAUCAAAUAAAUUUAGAUUAUUUAGUAGCCUGCAAGGUGCUUUGGAAAAAAGGUAAACUGAUGCAAUUCAAAAACAGCAACAUGCAAUACAAGAUUUACAUUAAAUCAGCGAUCCAGCAAUUUUUUCUAUGCACAUGCAUUAGUCUACUGAAUUCACUUUAGAGGCAGUAUGACAGAAUCCCUCUCACAGCUCUUCCAGUAUGCAUAAAGCAGACAAAGAGUUCAGUCCUCUGACUGAACUGAUUGCCAUCUGAUCAGGCCGGUCAGAUAAUCAGGCCAUCCUCAAUCUGCUGGUUCAGAGAUUGCCUUCAGUUACUGUGAAGCUGUGGAACAAGCUCUCACCUGGCUUUAAACCACCACGGCUGCUUUAACAAUCAAAAUCAAAAGUCAACACUUUUCCUCCAAGUCCCUCAAUAACAACCGAAAGUGAGUUUACCAUUGUGUAAUCCAGUCAGUUUCUGGAUUUUCAUUGGAUUUUUACACCCAUUAUUAGUCUAUCAUGAGUUAUUCUUAUA